Aedes aegypti (yellow fever mosquito) is the source of this 936-nucleotide messenger RNA. RefSeq names its product vitamin K-dependent protein C. The transcript is spliced from 4 exons. Gene Ontology annotation, biological process: proteolysis. Bases 104 to 880 code for a protein of 258 amino acids. Gene Ontology annotation, molecular function: serine-type endopeptidase activity. NCBI's taxonomy places the organism in Eukaryota, Metazoa, Arthropoda, Insecta, Diptera, Culicidae. The record is from RefSeq and is a predicted model, not a curated record.
AUUUGAUGAAACCGCUCAGCACACGGCUAUAAAAGUGAACUCUUUGGUUAAGGCCUCACCAGAAGUAAUCCUAACCUCAGUGAAAUCCAACUUGUGUGGCACAAUGAAACAAUUUACGCUUGUUGCAGCCAUCCUAUGCGUUCUGGGCGCCCAGGCGGCACCGGAUCGUAGUCCACGUAUCAUCAAUGGACAUGUUUCUCCUCAUCAACCCUAUAAUGCAUACGUUCUGUACCUGAACACACAAAACGCAGGAUUCUUCGGUGGUGGCACGAUUAUCUCCGAUCGUCACAUUUUGACUUCAGCUCAGAACAUUGUUGGAUUCGUACAAUGGGACAUUGGAAUUGGAAGCAACAUUUUCGUUCAGCUCAGUAUGAUUAGAGCAGUUACGGCUAUAUCUCAUCCUAACUACAACGCUGCAAACCGACUGAACGACAUCGGCAUCAUCACUCUGCCAAAUCCUUUGGUCUUCACAUCCACGGUGUCUCCUGUUUCGCUCCCAACAUUGAACACUGUACAGGCCAAUAUGCUGCCUUUGGAAAAUGAGCAGGGUACGAUCGUCGGAUUUGGAUUCGUUAACGCCGCCUCUACCGCACGAGCGGACUUCCUGAUGCGUGCCUUCCAACGAGUGAUUCCCAACGCCCGUUGUCAGCAGCACUUCCAAAUUACGCUUCCUCAGCACUUCUGCGGCGAAGACACCACUGAUAUCUCCAACGUCUGCAAUGGCGAUCUGGGUGCUGGUUUUAUUACCGAUGUCCGCGGCCGUCCGACCGUUACCGGAAUCGCCUCUCUGAUCACCCAGAGCUGCGGAAACACGGCCCCAACUGGAUACACGCGUGUCGAAUCCUACCGGCAAUGGAUUACUUCGGUAACACAAAUCUAAUGAAGUGUAUACCUCUCAAGAUGCGAAUAAAUAUUGUAUGAGCGAAUUGGUAUUAA